Petromyzon marinus (sea lamprey) is the source of this 2126-nucleotide messenger RNA. RefSeq lists its product as uncharacterized. Lineage: Eukaryota; Metazoa; Chordata; Hyperoartia; Petromyzontiformes; Petromyzontidae. The record is from RefSeq and is a predicted model, not a curated record.
AACGUGCAUAUAAAACAGAAGUAAAAAGCCCAAAGGAAGUGAGGAAACCAUCUGUUAGAGGAUGUGUGCGUGUCGGAGAGCGUUUGCGUGUGGGCGUAGCCCUUCAUAGCACAGGCUGGGCUCCGACACAGGAGAAGCCUUACUCUUUAGUUCUUUCGGUAAAGUCACGUAGGUAUGAAAUAAAAUAAAUUACGACGUUUCGGGCGCAACACAAGCGUCCAUCAUCAGGUGGGAAAGCAUGGUCUGCUGCUGAGGCAGACUGUUUUAAAAAAGGAGAAGCCUUUCAAGCAACAGCCCCACACGUCCAGGAUGCUGCUGCAGGUGAUCUUCUGUGCUGUGGCUUUUGAUCUCACAUGGGCAAAAGAAGAAAACUACACUGGUGCCAUUCUUUCUUCUAACUGGGCUUUACAUAAGAAUGCAGAACACUCAAGCACAUGGAUAGGAGACGACAACUAUCCACAUGUGAAAUGGCAAGCAAACAAAUCUGUGGAUGGGGUUGCAGUUCAGGAUUUUCCUUAUUGCUCUCACACGAAUCCAAACAAUAACACUCAGCACUGGUGGAGAGUUGACCUUGUGAACAUUGUCAAGGUCGACUGGGUGAACAUUACCAACCGCAUAUUACCAUUGGGAAAACGCCUGAAGACGUUCAGGAUCAUUCCUAAAAAUGACACCGAUUCACAAAACGUGACGUGUGGAGAACACAACUUUGACUCCGAGAAACACAAGUGGAUGAUGUUUCAUUGUGGAGAAUAUGCUCGCUAUCUAGAGAUUCAAGUCGUAGAGUGGAACCAGGUCUAUAAUAUGGAUCAAUGUAGUCUGACGCUGUGUGAAGUUGAAAUAUAUUCAGAGCUCAUCUCCCCCCCUGAGAUCAGCAUGGAGCCGGCUGGUCCGCAUGUGGCCUCGGGGACGCCCGUGCAGCUGCGGUGUCGCUCGCUCAACGGCUCGGCACCGCUAGGGUACUCGCUCCUCCGGGACGGGCUCCCCGUGGCCACCGCCUGGGCGAGCGAGCCUGGCCCGGCCCGGUUUCACCUCACGGUGAGCGGCGAGACGGCCGGCGAGUACCGCUGCCAGGUGCGCGGAGAGAAGCACGCGCAGCAAGUCAACGGGACGAACUCCCUGACCCUGGCCGUCGCCUCUGAUAAACUGAAAGUCUUUGUUAUUAUGGCCGGAAUGACUGCAUUUUUGAUCAUCAUAUUCGUCAUCAUAUGCUGCUACGUACGACAUCCCAAAGGGGAAGCAAAGGUGCCUUGCAAUCAGCAAAUUAUUGUUGAGGGAUGGUGUGAAGACAACCAACGCAAUCCCAAUUCCUCUGCAGAUGAGGUGGAGUCUGAAGUCAACUACGCUCAAGUUCAAUUUACGAGAACACCAAAAAAUGCUGAAGAUGGCCCAAAGGUGAAUUUGAACACGGAUGAAAUAAUGUAUGCAGCGCUGGACUUCAAAACCACAUCUUAGUUAUCGACGCUCUUCUAAUCACUCUGGUUUUAGUCAUAGUGAAGGAGGCACCUUCCCAAAUAAGCAACAUUUACGUUUAAGAGGCAAAAUUCAUGGAUUCCUCUUCACAAGAGACAUCUUUCUCUGAUAAGUCCUGAUUUUCAACUCUACUUACUACUGUAUAGGUUUUUUUUAGCAGUUGUGCUGCAUAGCUCAGGAACUGAAGGUACCAGCACGUUGAGCAAAAUAUCGGAAAUCAUGCCAACAACAACCCCUCAUAUCUGCAUCUUCUUACACAAUCCGCUCUUUUCCACACUAAAUUUAAAUUAAGAAUACAGCAGUAGUUCAGUGUAGUGCGCUGAACCUCGUAACUACAUUGGCAUCAUAAGUGACUUUAGGUGGCAAGGGCAGGACAAUUCAAUUAUUGUUAUCAUUAACCAUUGUCAUCUCGCCAAAUAAUUAUCUUCAUGUAGAUAUGAGGGGUGGUCUAUUCACUGCUGGAUUAAGUCCACCGCACACUGUCGCCAUGCCUUGCGUGCUCUGAUGCCGCAAUCUAUCUCACUCGUGCAAAUAAACUAAUCUCAUCACUUCUAGAUUUAAAGCUUUCGUGACUGCAAGGAUCCAUACUCUCUGGUUCUAUUCGGUAAAGUCACGUAAAAAACAACAAAAAAUAAAAAAAUCACGACGUUUCGGCC